CUCCCUCCUUCCCUUUCUCCAGCUCUCUCUGUCUCUCUGUGUGUCUUCUCUGUCUGUCUUUGUCUCUGCUUCCCUCUCUCCUCUCCCAUCUAAACUUUUUUCUUUACUCAAGAACUAGCUUAAACAAUUUAAAUACUUCGAUACCUCUUUCUUUCAAUAUCUCUUAUCUGUGUAUCCUUUUUUAAAGGAUUUUGAGGUUUGUGUAAAUUUCUACUAUUGAUUUUCAAGUAAGAUUAAAUCCUGUAACUGUUAUGGAAUCUGAUUUUGCCACUAUCAUUAUCUCUUUUUAUACUUCCAAAAUUUCAAUUUCUAAAACUCCACCACAUGGAAGAAAAAUUUUUAUCUAGGUUGCCAUUUUUAAAUUGCUUCAUCUUUUUAAAAAAAUGAAAUUAAGGUGAGGAAACUCCCUCUACAAACACAGCUUCAGAGUUUUUCAACAUGAGAGCCUUAGAGAGCUGGCUAGAGUUCUGGUUGUUAAUUUCCUAUGCCAAUGAAAUCAGUCCUGUUCUAUCCACUAUGCUCUGUUCAUGUUGAAUUGGCAAUAUCUAUCAUAAAUAGAAAGACAAUACCUUCUUCUAUUUAAAAAAAAAAAAGAUGAAGCAAUUGGUCUCUGAUUGUGGAGCAUGAAACAACUGAUUGUGGAAUGAGUGCCAGCUCGGUUGGCCAUUUCCUGUCUACAUGUUGAAUCUUGGACAGAUUGUUUAAUAUUUCUGGGCCUCAGUUUCCUCAUUUGUAACAUGAAGUAGUCAAUCAAGAAAAUCUCUGAAAUCCUUUCCUACUCUUAGUCCAGCCAUCCCAUUUGCCUUUAAUCAGCAGAGCUUUGUAGCCCCAAAAUUGUAAAUGGAAAGAGAAAACAAAGCUACAGAGUAGCAAAACAAAGAUUCUACAUAUCUAAAAAGCCAAAGCCCUUCUCUUUAGUCUUUUUAAAGGAAAUUUAGGUAAAGUUGGUGCUCAAUUAUACAUGCUAUUGCAGGAGAAUGUGUAGUAAAAUACAGUAAAUCCUUCAAAUUUCUGUUCUACUUUUAUAAAUUUUUUUUUUCACUGUUCCCUAUUCCUAGAAUGUUCUUCCUCCCCCUCUCUGCCUCCUGGCUUUACUGGCUUCCUUCAAAUCCCAGCUAAAAUCACUUUCUUCAAAAAGCCUUUACCUAUCCCUGAGCUCUUGGAGUCAAAAAAAUUCAUAUUCCUGAGUUCAAAUUUGACCUCAAACACUUCCUUGCUAUGUGACUCUAGGCAAGUCAUUUAACAUGAUUUGCCUCAUUUCUCAUCCGUAAAAUGAUUGAGAAGGAAAUGACAAAGUACUCUAAUCUCUGCCAAGAAAAGCCCAAAAGGAGUCAAGAAGAGUCCAACAAAAAUGACUAAACAACAACCUAAUAUGAUUAUCUUCGUAUACCCUAUUUCAUCUAUACAAAGAUGUUUGCAUGUUGCCUGCUUAAGUAGAUUGCCAGCUCUUUGAGAAUAUAUAAUGAUUUUUCCUUUCUUUGUAUGUUCAGUAAAAGGGAACUAGUGAAGUCCUCUGACUGUCAUCCCUCCCUUUUUACCACAACAUAUGGUAUGUAUGCAUGAAUGAUUCUUUCUGGAUCAAACCUUUGAUUUCAUUGACCUUGAGAGCAUCCUAAUUAGCACCUACUUUGCAAAUUUUCAUCUUGGAGAGCUGUCUGGAGGCACUGAGAUGAAGUGACUUGCCCAGCAUCUCACAGCCAGUGUAUGUUGGAAGUAGAACUUGACCCCUUGUUGUCCUGAUACCAAGGCCAGUUCUUUAUCCACUAUACUAUGCUGCUUCUGUCCUAACUCUGCUCUCUCAUAUCUCUCCAUUUUGCCUUAAUCAUCUAUAUGUGUACAUAUGCAUAAGAGUAAAUAGGGGAUUAUAUAUGUGUAUAGAAUUAUAAAAUUAUAUAAUAUACAUAUAACCCUAUAAAAUUAUAGGGUUCUGAGAUAGAGGAACUCUUUAAGUAUAAAUGAUCUUCACUUUACAUGAGGAAUUGUCAGAAAGAAUUAGCCUGUAACUAUAAAGGGAUAGAUUAACUUUAUCAUAGAAAUGUGGGAAAUAUAGGCUAUAAAAUGCCACUUUUUUUGAGGGAUAAAUUUAACCUUCUUCAAAGUAUUCAUCCAAGAUACCACUGUGAAUUUUCUGAAUUCAUCAAAGAAUGAAUCUCACUGAUAUAGAAUCAAGUUGAGAGCAUAAACUUUGUCCAUAAACUUGAAAUGUUCACUAUAUGUUCCCUCUUGUCAAAAAACAUCUACCCUUUUAAUUUAUACUUUCAGAAGAAAUCGGUAAAAAUACUCAUUAAAAUCAAGUUACCAUCUUGCAUUGGCAGAAAACUCCCCCACAAAUAAUAUGUUUGAAGAAAGGAUGCUGCUGAAGAAGUGAAAGAAGUCACAGGGAACAGUUAGAAAGGAUUUUUUAAAAAUGUCCUAUUCAGAAUUGCCUGAAAACCAAGAAAAUCUUGUAACAACACAUUUAUCUUCUGAAAAAGAAAAGGAUAAAAGUACUACUGAAUUAGAACAACAAAACCUUGAGGAAAAUCUUGAAGAUGAUGUUGAAAAAGAGAUCCCACCACAGCUAGAAAAUUAUUCUUAUAUUUCAUCAACUCAAAGAACUUCUGAUUUAAAUGAAAACUAUAACCUUCCAGAGACUGAAGGAGAUAUUGACAAAUUACAGGAAGCAGUAGUUGAGGAAUUGCCAAUUGAUAAAUCAGAAGAAGAAAUGGUAGGCGUCCCACCAGAAGAAGUAGCAGGCGUCCCACCAGAAGAAGUAGCAGGCGUCCCACCAGAAGAAGUAGCAAGGCUGGGGAGUGAUUAUUUUGGUGAGGAUAAAAAAGAAGAAAAGGUGGAAGAGGAAAAGGAGGAGGAGGAGGAAAAAGGGGAGGAGGAAAAGGAGGAAAAAGAAAAUGAGGAGGAGCAAGAGGAGGAAGAGUCAGACAAGUUGGAGGAGUUGGAGGAAGAGGAAGAGGAAGAGGAAACAAUAAUAGAGUUUAUUCCACAAAUUUCUGAAGACUGUACUAAAAAAAGCUUACAAUUUGAGAGCUACACAGAAAAUGAAAACUUCAAGGUUAGGCUGAUCUCCAAGAAUUUGCAGAAAAUCCCCAAAGGCCUUUUUAAAACUCAGGAUGUAAAAUAUCUCUAUUUAGAUAAAAACAAAAUAAAAACUUUUGAAGUAGAGUCAAAUAUGGCAAGUCUUGAAGUACUGUCCAUGAAAGAAAAUGAAUUAAUAGCACUUCCACCUGAAAUUAAAUUGCUUUCUAAUCUAUGUGUGUUAAAUGUCUGCCAUAAUCGCAUAGCCUCCCUCCCAAAAGAAAUAUCACAACUUGUUUGGUUGAGGCAACUUUUCUUGGAUAAUAAUAAAUUUUUGGAAUUUCCUACAAUAUUAGGAAGUCUUGAAAAGUUGGAAACAUUAAGCUUGUCUGGAAAUGGCUUAAAACGUCUACCAGAAAUUAUGGCCAAUAUGAAAAAUUUAAUGGUCCUCGAUCUCAACUCAAAUCAAUUUUCAAUAUUUCCUAACAUCGUUUGCUACCUCACAAAGUUGAUUAAACUGAGUGUCUCAAAAAAUCUCAUAAGCAGUUUGCCAAAAGAAAUCAAACAGCUAAAAAAUUUGGAAGAACUUUUCUUGAACCACAAUAAAUUGACAUUUUUACCUGUGCAAAUAUUCCGGUUGCUGAAACUAAAAAGGCUCCAUCUGCUUGACAAUAAAUUGGAAUCUCUUUCCCACAACAUUGAGAAUUUCAAAGAGCUCAAGGUCCUCCAACUUGACAAAAAUUUAUUGAAACAACUAAAUCAGGAAAUUUACUCCUGUGCUAAACUAGAAUGUCUUAGCCUUAGUGACAAUGCCUUAGAAAUAAUUCCUGGUAACAUUCACAGACUCCACAAUCUAAGAGCACUCUACAUCAACCGUAAUAAAAUCAUGGCUAUUAAUGUGAACGUCUCUCAUAUGAAAUAUCUUAAGGUGUUAGAAUUUUCUGGAAAUGCAAUCAAAGGCAUUCCAAUUGAAAUUAAAAAUUGCAAUCAGAUAAGGAAAAUGGACUUGAGCUUUAAUAAAAUACAGGAUUUCCCAGUGGGCCUUUGUGCUCUGAGCUUUCUUGAAUAUUUGAACCUUAAUGGAAAUGACCUUUCAGAAAUACCUCUCGACCUCUCAUUUAGUAGACAACUGAUCCAUUUAGAAUUAAGUCAAAAUGAUCUUUCCUUCUUUUCUGAAUACAUAUGUAGACUUAUUAACCUUGAUUACUUAAAUCUUAGUAAGAACAAAAUAUCUCAAGUUCCACCAUCUAUCUCCAAUAUGACUUCUCUUCGGGUGCUUAUUUUAAAUGGCAAUAAUUUUGAAAAUUUCCCCAAAGAACUGUGCACUUUAGAAAACCUACAGAUACUUGAUCUUUCUGAAAACCAAAUACAGUAUGUCCCUUCUGAAAUCAGGAAUCUACAAGCGAUCCAAAACUUGGACUUCUCAAGCAACAGAUUUGGAUCUUUUCCAAUAGAAUUGUGUCAUCUGCCUACCCUGAAGGACUUGCAGUUAUGCCAAAAGAAUGGAAGUAAGUUAACCCAAGUUCCAGAUGAACUGUCUAAUUUGACUCAGCUUGAAAUCCUUGAUAUUUCACAUAAUACUAUAAAAGAACUUCCAAAGAAUAUCGGAGAAUUAAAAAAUUUGGUCACUUUCAAAGCCAAUAACAACUUGAUAGGUCUUCUUCCAUUAUCUUUUGAAUCUUUAAACAAGCUCCAGCAUCUAAACAUGAGUGGAAAUCGUCUGACGACAUUGCCUAAUAGUCUCAAUAAUCUUUCUUCACUGAGGGAAAUAAAUUUUGAUGAGAAUCCUUUGGUUAAGCCUCCAGCUGAAAUCUGUAAAGGGAAGGUACUAAAUGUCAUCGGACAUUAUCUCCAGAAAGCUGAGGACAGAGACGGAUUAAUACUAAAUUGGAAGAAGCAACUCUUGAAGCACUCAACAUAUGGAGGGUAGAAAAAGAUCCACCUCUACAUCCUGUUGUAUUGCGAGACCAGCUUAUAAGAAUAAUAACUAUUACAGGGAUAGAAGAACUGGUUGAUAAAGUCUCAGCUCUAAAGCUUUGUACCAAGUUAUUCAAAUUCUAAGUAUAUAUAGAAAUAAAAUGAAAGCUUAUGAAA
Molecule: messenger RNA, 5106 nt
Organism: Antechinus flavipes (yellow-footed antechinus)
Lineage: Eukaryota; Metazoa; Chordata; Mammalia; Dasyuromorphia; Dasyuridae
Gene: LRRD1
Product: leucine rich repeats and death domain containing 1
Exons: 4
Coding region: 2408-4942 (844 amino acids)
Molecular function (GO): protein binding
Source: RefSeq, a predicted model, not a curated record